Ostertagia ostertagi is the source of this 549-nucleotide messenger RNA. The record is from the annotation of a GenBank genome assembly. NCBI's taxonomy places the organism in Eukaryota, Metazoa, Nematoda, Chromadorea, Rhabditida, Trichostrongylidae.
AUGGCAACAAUUAUCAUUAACAGAGUGCAUGGUGAAUACGGCUUUGAGGCAACAGACCAAUCGGGCAAACAGAUCAGCAUGGAUACUACCCCGGAGAACGGCGGUGAUAAUUAUGGAGUGCGCCCCAUGCAGGGCCUGCUGAUGGCACUUGGCGGCUGUAGUGGUAUUGAUAUUGUCAGCAUCCUGAAAAAACAACGGCAGGAGCUAAACGGCCUGACCUUAAAGGUAGAAGGUGAGCGUGAAAAAGAUAAGGUGCCUGCCUUGUGGGAGAAGGUGCAUGUAUCCUUUAUCAUGUCAGGCCGGGUAGACCCGGAAAAGGCAAAAUAUGCAGCAGCCCUGUCUAUUGAGAAAUACUGUUCGGUUGCAGAAACCUUACGCCGCGCCGGUUGCGAGAUCACCUGGGACGUUACGGUGCCGCCGGGAGUGGCAUUGGCAAAAGUAGUGGUAGCGCCUACGCAUAAGCUCGCAGCACCGCCGGUGAUAGCAGCUACCGUUGGGGUGGCCGUAAUGGUAACCGUGGUAGUGGCUGUGCCGGUUGUGGUGGUAUAG